Dentiscutata heterogama is the source of this 324-nucleotide messenger RNA. NCBI's taxonomy places the organism in Eukaryota, Fungi, Glomeromycota, Glomeromycetes, Diversisporales, Gigasporaceae. The record is from the annotation of a GenBank genome assembly.
AUGGAACGGUUUAAUGGUAAUCAAGAUCAGCAAUUAGGCAACGGCAUGAAAAUAAAUUAUAGAAUCAAUCAAUUUUCUGAUCUAGUAGUUCCAACUAAUUUACCGACGACAAUAAAAUCCGGCUGUGACUGUGACCCUGAAAACAUUAAAAACUGUGAUCCCAGACAAGUAUCUGUUGGAGGUUCUGUCUGUGGUCGAGCAAUUAAUUGCGACCGUGUAAUAGAUUUAUUUCAAGUUGAUGUUAAUGGAGAUUUUUGUCAUCUUAACGUUUGCAAUAGAGACUGUGUAUGCCAAGAUGAAUGUCAUUGUGGUACUGGUCAGUGA